AUGCAAGAUUUAGGGAUUUGUUUUGGCAACAGUCUUCCAUUGCUUGAGCACCUGAUAAGAUCAACAUCCAGCGUUAACCCAAUCAAAUGGUCGAAGAUGUUCGUCAAACCAGUCGUCGAUCUACGAGAGUUUAUUCAACAAGAAAUUUGCUACACACGAUGCCAAGGAGGAUGUGAUGGCGCUUCGAAGAAUUUAGUUUUCCUCACCGAUCAAUCUGCCCGAGCAGGUUAUCA
Molecule: messenger RNA, 233 nt
Organism: Paramuricea clavata
Lineage: Eukaryota; Metazoa; Cnidaria; Anthozoa; Malacalcyonacea; Plexauridae
Source: the annotation of a GenBank genome assembly